Messenger RNA from Cooperia oncophora, 336 nucleotides. The record is from the annotation of a GenBank genome assembly. NCBI's taxonomy places the organism in Eukaryota, Metazoa, Nematoda, Chromadorea, Rhabditida, Trichostrongylidae.
AUGGCUGAGAACGAGCGCCGAUAUGAAAAUGCGAAGCGCAAGGCGGAAGUUGAGCUGGACCGCUGUCGUAAUCACAUUCGAAAAGAGUUCGAACAAAGAAGGAAACGAGCAGAAGAGACGUAUAAGGCCGAAAUUGAGGGGUUGCGUCAUAAGCUUGACAAAAGACUCAAAGAUCUUGAACAAGCGCAAACGGAUAUGGCUGUCACGAAAUUUCGACGUCUUUCUAUGGAUCAGUCAAUUAGAUCACGCGAAGAACGCGAGAGGAAGAUGCGUGAAGUGAACGAAGCCAGUAAGCAAGUGUUCAAUGAUGAACGGAAGCGUUUCUCUGUUGGGUAA